Messenger RNA from Syzygium oleosum, 1644 nucleotides. Its product is annotated as kinesin-like protein KIN-1. The record is from RefSeq and is a predicted model, not a curated record. Gene Ontology annotation, biological process: microtubule-based movement; cytoskeleton-dependent intracellular transport. Bases 90 to 1577 code for a protein of 495 amino acids. The transcript has 15 exons. Gene Ontology annotation, molecular function: microtubule binding; ATP hydrolysis activity; plus-end-directed microtubule motor activity. Lineage: Eukaryota; Viridiplantae; Streptophyta; Magnoliopsida; Myrtales; Myrtaceae. Gene Ontology annotation, cellular component: microtubule; kinesin complex.
UUCAGGAUUUCCUCCGCGUUUUCGCAGGCGCUCAUCGAAUUUCUCGGCUCGAUCCGGCCUUCUCCACGGCGGCGCGUGUUGCUGAGGGCAUGGCCAACAUCACCGUCUGCGCGCGGUUCAGGCCUCUGAGCUCGAGAGAGAGGCGCGAUCAUGGUGACGAUUCCGUCUGCAUUGAGCGGAUCGACGACGAGGCCUUCAAUCUCAAGGAUGAAAAGGAAGGAGAGCUGAAGUUCGGCUUCGAUAAGGUGUUCUACGACGACUCCAAGCAAGAUGAUGUCUAUUCGUUUCUGGCUCGUCCUAUUGUUCGAGAUGUGGUAAAUGCAAUAAACGGGACGAUCAUUACCUAUGGACAGACUGGAGCUGGAAAGACAUAUAGCAUGGAGGGACCAAGCAUCCUUGAAUGUGAUGAUGCCAAGAAAGGUCUCCUUGCAAGAGUGGUUGAUGGAAUUUUCAGAGAAAUCACUUCUGCUGAUUCAAUCAAGUAUACAAUUAAAUUGUCCAUGGUAGAGAUCUACAUGGAGAAAGUAAGGGACCUUUUGGAUCUUUCAAAGGACAACAUACAAAUUAAAGAGACUAAAUCACAUGGAAUAUCAUUGCCUGAAGUUACGGAGAUAUCUCUAUCAGACAUUGCUGAAGCAUUACAAAACUUAUCCAGUGGUAUAUGCAACAGAGCAGUUGGAGAGACCCAAAUGAAUGUGGGCAGCAGCAGAAGCCACUGUAUUUACAUAUUCUCGGUGCACCAAGAAUCAACCAAACAGACUAGAACAUUUGGAAAACUGAUUCUCGUGGACCUGGCUGGCUCUGAGAAAGUUGAGAAAACAGGAGCAGAGGGCAGGGUUCUUGAAGAAGCUAAAACCAUCAAUAAGUCCCUGUCAGCACUUGGAAAUGUAGUACAUGCCUUGACAUGUGGUCCAAACGUGAAAGGAAAUUAUAUUCCGUAUCGCAACUCCAAACUUACUCGGAUUUUGCAAGAUUCUCUUGGAGGGAACUCUCACAUGGCAUUACUAUGUUGUUGUUCACCCAGCCCUUCAAAUGUGUCAGAAACUCUAUCAACCCUCAGGUUUGGUGCCAGGGCAAAGCAUAUAAAAGCAUCACCGCGUGUCCACUGUACCAGAGAUAAACAUAUGAAGACACUCGGAACAUCCUUCCCAUCCGAAGAUGAAUCGCGUGACAAAGUUAUGGAGAAGUCAAGGGAGAGCAUGGAUGCUGAAGAUGUCAAGUUGCUUCAGGAUUUGUUCACAUGGGAGGGAAGAGCACUCGAUCCUAAUUUUCUUGAGGACUUGGAAUUUGACUGGGGGGAGGUUGCUGCACCAACUGAUAUUCCAUUCCAACAAGCCGUGGAGGAGCUUACCUCCGCUGUCGAACUGCUUAAAGAUCAGAACAAAGUCCUCGAGGCGAUGCUGGUAAUUGCGACGAGGAUGCUUUCAUCUCAAGGUGAGGAAAGUGGAAAUCUCGGCUUUAUGCACUUAGUGUCGGAGUCUCUGAAACCGACCAUCACUUGGGUCGCGUCAUCGCCCCUGGUCAAGCUGUUGAUAGACAGCUAUGUCCUUAUUCCAUGUUGCUGGUUUACAAAGUGAGAAAGGUUUCCAUAUAAGAACCAUGUUAGAACCUCGGUCUUUGAAAGUGAUCCCCACUAAUUUUCUC